Molecule: messenger RNA, 1422 nt
Organism: Brassica oleracea var. oleracea
Lineage: Eukaryota; Viridiplantae; Streptophyta; Magnoliopsida; Brassicales; Brassicaceae
Exons: 1
Coding region: 1-1422 (473 amino acids)
Source: RefSeq, a predicted model, not a curated record
AUGGAUAUUAACCUAGCUCAGGUUAUGCAGAAGAUGUCUUUAGAAGAAGACAAACCGGUGGACUUGACAGAAGAUGAUGAUGUCAACACGGUGAUACGGAGUGCUAGAAGUCUGAUCGGUAGGCUACUCAAUCCGGAAUGUCAGAACAUGGCUCGAAUGCUAAAAACUAUGCCAAGAAUAUGGAAGAUCUAUGAAAGGGUUAAGGGUAUUUCUCUAUCGAAGGAGAGUUUUCAGUUCAUCUUUGAACAAGAAACAGAUCUACAAACGGUCAUGAAGCAUGGUUUCUGGACUUUCGAUGACUGGGGAAUGGUAAUGGAUAGAUGGCAGGAGUUUCCACCUCCAAAAUUCCUCCAAACAGCGCUGAUCUGGAUUCGAAUCCACAAUAUACCAGUUAACUAUUUUUCUUUGAAGACAAUGGAUGCGAUAGCUGAUGCGGUGGGGCACGUAAAGACCAUUGAAUAUGAUCCAGAUAAGCCACAUCUACUGGAAUAUGUCAGAGUUUUGGUGAUUGUUGACCUUCAGAAUCCAUUAAGGGAUACCAAAUCAGUUAAUUUACCAAAGGGUCUCUCUGCAAUGGUAGAUAUUGAGUAUGAAAGAGUGCGUAAGAAGUGUUUCCAGUGUCUGCGACUCUCGUAUGAGAAACAGAAAUGUCCUCUUCUCAAGAGUGCACGUAACAGAGGAGGUCAAAGCUCAGAACGGCGCCCUGAGGAAGUGGUCCCAAUUGUUCAUCGUCAACACUGUAAGAAUGUGGUAGAAACGAUCAUGCCGAUGCUCGCACCAACGGUCCCACCAGGUUUCAGAGCUCCGUCAAACAUUGUUGCCUUCGAGGUUUUUGAACAGAUGCAGUUGUACAUGAACUAUACUGAUCCAGAGGAGAGGAGGAUACGUGAAUUCCGGAUGACGCAAGCUCUGGCUGACCUGGAGAGAAACCCAUCUGCUCAACGCUCGUACCUGCGACUUGAAAAUCCCCCCAACGUCUCGACGGCUCUAAACACAGACAAAGGAGACGUCUAUUACCAAAGAGAUUCUAGUCAAAAUGAGAGAGUAGCAAUGAAUGAGUCUGUCGGGUUGAUGGAUCAUCUUGUGACUGAUAAGGAAUUUCAGAUGGUCGGUUCACAAACCCAAAUAAGCCCAAAGCUAGCCCCUUUGAAGCUAAGAAAAGGAGAGGAGAGCUCGGAACCGGUAAAGAGGGGUGUUGAUCAGCACAACCUAAAUGUCAUACAAGGAAUAGUUGAUGAGGGCUCGGGAGACUUCAAUCCAGUUCCUCACAAUAAGAGCUUUGCUAUAGGUUAUGGUGAGACUUCGUCAUCAAAAUCAAAGGCCGGUUCUACAAGGAAGAGGCAAUCAACGUGGACUAGAAAACAAAACUCUCAGAGUGCUAAGCGUCAAUCGGAGAGGAUGGAUAAUACGUGUAAUGAAUAG